UUCUCUGCACCUGCGAUGGCGCUGUAUUCUUUCCGUCUCCGGCGAGUUCUCUCACUUUCCUCUUCCAUUUUCACUCAAACAUUCCAUCAACCACCAUCUCUCCUCAUUUCUUCAACUCCAUCAUCACUCUCCCAAAUAAACAAUCCCUCUAAGCUUCACCGUUUCGAUUUUCCUAACCAAUCGAGGUUAUUUAGGUCUUCUACUAUUUCGCUGUCCUCCAGGUCUCGAUCAUUUGACCGGAACCCUGGUGACGAUGAAAUAGGUCCCGAUACAAUCCUUUUCGAAGGAUGCGAUUAUGAACACUGGCUUAUUGUUAUUGAUUUUCCUAAAGAUACUCAGCUUACUAGGGAACAGAUGAUUGAUACUUAUAUACAAACUGCUGCUGAAGUCUUUGGGAGUGUGGAAGAGGCUAAGAAAAAGAUUUAUGCCUUAAGCACAACGACUUACCGGGGUUUUCAGGUCUUGUGUUCAGAGGAAACAUCGAAGAAGUUUGAAGGUCUGCCAGGAGUUGUGUUUGUACUGCCUGAUUCGUACAUUGAUCCAGUAAACAAGGAAUAUGGAGGUGACAAGUAUAAUAAUGGGGAGAUCAUCGAGAGACCACCGCCUCCACAGUUUCAAAGACAAGGUAGCAGGCCUCGAAGAGGCCCACAGUAUCAACAAGGCAAUUAUUCCCCACCGCAGGGUCCACCUCAGCAGAACUAUGGGCCACCACAGGGUCCUCCACCGCAGCAGAACUAUGGCGCACCACAGGGUCCUCCACCCCAACAGAACUAUGGCCCACCACAGGGUCCUCCACCCCAGCAGAACUAUGGCCCACCAAGGUAUCCUCCACCCCAACAGAACUAUGGCCCACCAAGGUAUCCUCCACCCCAGCAGAACUAUGGCUCACAACAGUAUCCUCCACCCCAGCAGAACUAUGGCUCACAACAGUAUCCUCCACCACCUCAACAGAACUACAGACCACCACAGAAUCCGCCACAGCAGAAUUAUGAGAGUCCGCAGAAUCCUCUGCCAAAUCAGAGUUCCGGUGCAUCUCAGAAUGUUCCUCCUCAAUGGAAUCAUGGCCGUCAGCAAAGUUUUUCACCUCAACAGAGUUAUGGGCCACAAGGAGCUGGGGAUCGUAGGGGUCCUACACCUCUUGGUAGCAGCCCCGGUGGAUGGGAUAAUUCCCAGGGUGAAAGACAAGAUUCAAGACGUCCAUACGAGGUUAAUUAUAAUCAAGGAGAGCAAGGAAAUUACUCUCCUCAAGACCAGAGAGGUUCUGCACCUCCAGAGCAAGGAGGCUUCGGAGGAGCUCAACAUUAUGCCCCUCCACAAGGUGGAAGUUAUGGACAACAAACCUUUGGAGGUCAAAUGCAGGGAACUGGUGCCCCGUUUGGGCAGAGUAAUCCAAGGCCAGGAGGAGAUCAGAGUUUCCCACAGAUGGAGCAGCGGGGCAACAUGCAAGGAGGAGAGCAGAGAACUUAUGCAGCUAGUGGUACAACGGGAACGGACCAAGGGAGAUACUGAAAACAUGGCGUAGCAUCGUGACAUGCUGAGAAAUGAUUGUACUGGGGAAGUCCAUUAGCUUUUGACUAGCUAAAGGUGAUGGUUAUUGUCUGAAUAAUUGAGAAAUGAUCAUCCUCAAGUCUCAACAAUUGGUUCUGAUGACUGAAGACUUGUUGUGGUAAAUAGUUUUCCAAUGUCUUAGUUCUGGUGUUUUGUGAAUGAUAACAUGGAGAGACUUAGGAGUAAACAAGCCUGCAUUAUCUGUUUCUUUUUUUGUGUAAGAAAGAAGGGAACUGGGUUUUUAAUGCCUUUUUAAAUUUUGUUAUCUUAGAUGUACCACGUUUUAUUGCCCUAUAAAAAGAAUAAAACACCGAGAGAAAAGGGGGUACUGGAUACCUGACCUCCUCAUACUGUA
This is a messenger RNA of Lycium barbarum (goji berry), 1903 nucleotides long. Its product is annotated as multiple organellar RNA editing factor 1, mitochondrial-like. Gene Ontology annotation, biological process: chloroplast RNA modification; cytidine to uridine editing. Gene Ontology annotation, cellular component: chloroplast. The record is from RefSeq and is a predicted model, not a curated record. The transcript is spliced from 6 exons. The coding region runs from base 16 to 1509 and encodes 497 amino acids. NCBI's taxonomy places the organism in Eukaryota, Viridiplantae, Streptophyta, Magnoliopsida, Solanales, Solanaceae.